CCGCACCCUCUCUUUAUUCUCUCUCUCUCUCUGGUUUCUGCAUAUUUCCCCUCCUCCGACUCGAACUCCCACCGCCAUCGCUUCUACUAAACGGUCGAUCGAACGCCCUCGCACGCUCUCUCCCGCGCGAUUCGGCCCGCUCCGCGAGGAUGGGAGACGAAUGCCCCUCCGCCAGUGCGGCUCCGAAGACCAGGAAGAGGGCGAGGGACGACGGGGAUUUCAAGAGAGUCGCGGAGAUCGUUAUGGUUUUAUCGGCCUUGGGACAGAUGCGAGGUGGCAAGGAGCCGGCGGCGGCCGAGAAGGCGCUGGUGACCGAGGCCAAGGAGAGGCUUGUGGCGAUGUGCGAGGCCGUCAAACCGAAGGAGCUCGUCUCCACGGAGGCAGUGAGGGUCGUGGCGGAGGAUCUCGGGCUGAACAGGUCUAAGGAUCCUGCUUUGGGAUUCCGGCCGCCCAGGAUGUCCAUCGCAGAGAAGUUGAUGCUGUCCAAGAAAAAGAUGGAAGUGUCCAAGGAAACAAAUGUGCAUUCAUCAGUUCAUUCCUCUCAACAGCUUCCUGUAAGUGUUGGUGCAAAAUCUGAAUCUCGUGGUACCAUUGCAUCUGGUGCUUCUAGGAUUUUACAGGACAAGAGUCCUAUGCCAACAUCUUCUGGAGGCUUUCAUAAUUCUUCAACUAUAUCUCAUGUUCCUGUGCUGGCCUAG
Messenger RNA from Zingiber officinale, 698 nucleotides. RefSeq lists its product as uncharacterized. The record is from RefSeq and is a predicted model, not a curated record. The transcript is spliced from 3 exons. Lineage: Eukaryota; Viridiplantae; Streptophyta; Magnoliopsida; Zingiberales; Zingiberaceae. The coding region runs from base 150 to 698 and encodes 182 amino acids.